Molecule: messenger RNA, 2256 nt
Organism: Hordeum vulgare subsp. vulgare (domesticated barley)
Lineage: Eukaryota; Viridiplantae; Streptophyta; Magnoliopsida; Poales; Poaceae
Product: 3-ketoacyl-CoA synthase 5-like
Exons: 1
Coding region: 103-1566 (487 amino acids)
Biological process (GO): fatty acid biosynthetic process
Cellular component (GO): membrane
Molecular function (GO): acyltransferase activity, transferring groups other than amino-acyl groups
Source: RefSeq, a predicted model, not a curated record
CGUACGUAAGUAACCCCUCAUCAUCAUACACAAGAAAAACAUAAACAACCACACGUAACCAAGGAAGCAGCAUGCGCCUCAAAGUCUCAAAAAAAUAGCAGCAUGGGCAUCAUCAAGGCCGUGAACCAGCGCAUCGUGGACAACUUCCUCGCCGUCGUCGCCGCCGCCAUCUCCGGUUACUCUCUCGUCGCCCUCGUGCGGCUCGGACCAGCAGAGCUCGUCAGCUGGCUCCGUGAGCUCGAGCUUCAGCCGGCGCACCUAUUCUUGGCGGGGUUCGUCCCGGCCGCAGCGGCCACCGUGUACCUGAUGCUUCGCCCGCGCGCGGUGUACCUUAUCGACUACGCCUGCUUCCACUCCUCCUUCAACCGCCCGCUCGCCCGCAUCCCCAUGGCCUCCUUCGUCGAGCACACCAAGCAUACGCCCACCAUCGACGACCGCAGCGUCCGGUUCAUGUCGCGCCUGCUAGAGCGCUCCGGGCUCGGGGAGGAGACCUGCCUGCCGGCGGCGCACAACUACGUCCCGACGCACCAGUACUGCACCCUCGACAACGCACGCGACGAGUUCGACCUCGUCGUCUUCUCGGCCAUCGACGACCUGCUCGCCAAGACCGGCGUCGCCACACACGACAUCGGCGCGCUCGUCCUCAACUGCAGCCUCUUCUGCCCCACGCCGUCCUUGGUCGACAUCAUCGUGAACAAGUAUAAUCUACACAGCGACAUCCGCAGCGUGAACCUGUCCGGCAUGGGGUGCAGCGCGGGGCUCAUCGCCGUGGGGCUCGCCAGGAACCUCCUGCAGGUUCUUCCCCGAGGCUCCCGCGCGCUGGUCGUCUCCACGGAGACCAUCACGCCCAACUACUACGUCGGCAACGAGCGCGCCAUGCUCCUGCCCAACUGCCUGUUCCGCGUCGGCGGAGUGGCCGCGCUGCUGUCCACGUCCCCCGUGAACGCCCGCUUCCGCCUCAAGCACGUCGUGCGCACCUUCACCGGCGCCAGCGACGACGGCGCCUACCGCUGCGUGUUCCAGGAGGAGGACGACCAAGGGAACGUCGGGAUCAACCUGAGCAAGAACCUGAUGGCCGUCGCCGGGAGCUCGCUGCAGGCAAACAUCACCGAGAUCGGGCCGCUCGUGCUGCCCUUCUCGGAGCAGCUUCUCUUCCUCCUCUCCUUCAUCGCACGCAAGCUGUUUCCCGGCGCGCGUGUCAAGCCCUACGUCCCGGACUUCUCCACGGCGUUCAAGCACCUGUGCAUCCACGCCGGCGGCCGCGCCGUCAUCGACCAGCUGCAGAAGAAGCUCGGCCUCUCCGACGAGCAGGUGGAGGCGUCGCGGAUGACGCUGCACCGGUUCGGGAACACGUCGAGUAGCUCGCUGUGGUACGAGCUGGCCUACGUCGAGGCCAAAGGCCGGAUGUGCAACGGCGACCGUGUUUGGAUGAUCGGAUUCGGGUCGGGGUUCAAGUGCAACAGCGUGGUUUGGGAGUGUAUCCAACCAGCUGCCCGCUACACCGAUGGGCCGUGGACCUCGUCCAUCAGCAGGUAUCCGGUGGACAUUCCCGACGUGCUAAAAUAAGUCAAGAUUCAUAAAGUUUGACCAAGUUUAGGAAGAAAAUCAUCCAUAUCUACCAUAUACCAAAUACAUACCAUAUGAAAUGAAAAUAUAUAGCAUGAAUCUAGUAAUGGUAGUAUAUAUAGAUGUGGAUAAUUUGUUUAAUAAUCUUGGUCAAACGAUACAAAGUUUGAAUUAAAAUUUUCUAAUACGCACUCUAUUUCGGGAUGGUAGGAGUACUACGUACAUAAUCAGUGGAAAGCCCCACAAUGUCUCAUAAACAUUAAUAUCACAUGAGAUGUCGUGAAAAUCAAGCAAUUGUGUAGCUUGUUCCAGGACGAUGUUAAUCAAGCACAACAUGUGGGCUAAGCUUGGUCAUUAAGUUUGUAAUGUGAUCAUCCGUCUAUAAGGUGGUCGUGUGAAGGUUUUGUAAAUCAAGAUCCGGGUUAUUGUCUUGCGUCAUCUUGGGUGUGAGUGUUGGUUUAUAUAAAGCUAUGGAAAAAAAAAACUUGAAAAGCCACAAGUUACAGCGGAACCAAAAUAUUUUCUCUCUUUUAGUUCUCGCAUGUGUUGAUAACGACCAGAUUGCAUCUGAUUUCCAAUGAAGAAGGUUGAAAGAGGCAUCAAUGCUUGUAGAUCGAGUAGGCCGGACUUUCUUGUAUGUUAAGUUUAUGAGUCGACGACGGUGGUAUUUGUUAUCCAGCGUUUCAUUUU